This is a messenger RNA of Entrophospora candida, 231 nucleotides long. NCBI's taxonomy places the organism in Eukaryota, Fungi, Glomeromycota, Glomeromycetes, Entrophosporales, Entrophosporaceae. The record is from the annotation of a GenBank genome assembly.
GCGGAUGUCUAAGUACUGCUGAUUGUGGUGAUCCUGAUCUAACAUGCAAUGGUGCUGAUGGAACGUGUCAAACUAAGCGAGGAGCAGAAUGCUUUGGUGACGACGACGAUGACUUUGAGUGCAUAUAUUUUGUUUGUCGUCGUAAUGUUGCAAGUGGUGAGACGCCAACAUGUCAACUUACUGAUACUCGUCCUCCUGGAACGUUUUGCCUAUUGGAUGCUGCAUGCCAGA